Acaulospora morrowiae is the source of this 753-nucleotide messenger RNA. NCBI's taxonomy places the organism in Eukaryota, Fungi, Glomeromycota, Glomeromycetes, Diversisporales, Acaulosporaceae. The record is from the annotation of a GenBank genome assembly.
AUGGCCCCAGAGAAAUGGGAAUUCAAGUCCAAAGAGUUAUACAAGCCCACUAACAGUAGAGAAUUUGGCUCUUCAUACAGAAAUGUAUACGUGGAUCUACAAAAACAACUCGUUGCUCUUGAGGCUCAUUUACGCAGAGAAAAUAGAGAAGCACAAGAAAGAUUCAAUGCGACCCUGCCCGAAAACACACCCGCUGUUAUACCAGAAAUUAUAGAAAUGACAAGUGAACAUAAUUCACAAUUAUCGAAUUCAUCAAAUACCAUAGAUAAGAUUGAUUUGUCAUCAACUGAAGAUGUUGGUAUAUCUGCGUCAGCUCCAAAGCCACAAAAAAGUAUUUAUACGAGGACAAACACUAAAAAGACAAGAUUGAUAAAAUCAAUAAUAAAAAAGACGACAAAGAAAAUUACUUCAAGGCUAAUUAAUUCACCAGACAAGAAUGCUGAUAAGUCUCAACCUUUGCCAACUUCGCAUUUUGAUAGAGAUUUCCAGUCAUUACGAGUGGAACCAUCAAUACCACCAUCAUCUACACGAUCAACAGCGCGUUCAAAAACCUCAUCAAAGAAGCCGAAACCACCUCCCAAAGGCAUUUUUGUUCCAACUCACGAUAAAGCGAACAGCACUGACACCAUUAAUACAAUGUCAGCUCAACAAGCCAGCCCUCGCCUAUCUAUAAACAAUAGUAUUAAAAAUAAUUAUCCACAUAGUCCUCUCUAUACAUCGUCCGCGCCUGGAAGUCCAAUUACUACUUUACCU